AUGGAUAAGUAUGAAAAAAUUAAAAAGAUCGGUGAAGGUUCCUAUGGUCAAGUUUUUAAAUGUCGCAAUAAGGACACAGGUGAAACAGUAGCCAUUAAAAAAUUUAUUGAAUCCGACGAUGAUCCAGCAAUAAAACGUAUUGCUAUGCGAGAAAUUCGAAUGUUAAAACAUUUGAAACAUGAAAACCUGGUGAAUCUCAUUGAAGUAUUUAAGACAAAACGAAAACACAAACUUCAUUUGGUAUUUGAAUAUUGUGAUAGAACGGUUCUUGAUGAACUUGAAUCCCAUCGAAAUGGCGUACCGGAAGCGAUGAUAAAAAAAAUUACAUAUCAAGUAUUGAAUGCCGUAGAGUUUUGUCAUCGACAUAAUUGUAUUCAUCGUGGUAAGUCGAAGUAA
This is a messenger RNA of Rotaria sp. Silwood2, 396 nucleotides long. The record is from the annotation of a GenBank genome assembly. NCBI's taxonomy places the organism in Eukaryota, Metazoa, Rotifera, Eurotatoria, Philodinida, Philodinidae.